Messenger RNA from Abrus precatorius (Indian licorice), 2985 nucleotides. Its product is annotated as putative methylesterase 11, chloroplastic. The record is from RefSeq and is a predicted model, not a curated record. Gene Ontology annotation, molecular function: methyl jasmonate esterase activity; methyl indole-3-acetate esterase activity. The transcript is spliced from 5 exons. Lineage: Eukaryota; Viridiplantae; Streptophyta; Magnoliopsida; Fabales; Fabaceae. The coding region runs from base 171 to 1271 and encodes 366 amino acids.
UGUUCUUUCUUUCUUUUCAAUAAACAAACACACAAAGCCUCUUUUCUCCUCUGUAGCUGCCAACUUCACCUGAAACUUCCUUAAACUCAAUCAACCCCACAAAGCGCUUUACCUCACACUCUACAUUUGCAUGCGCCAAUUUCAAUACCAAAUUUCCAAUCCCAAUUCCAAUGGGUAAUAUCUGCGCUCGUCUCAAACCCAAGCCAUCGCCAACACCCUCUACAACGAAGAAGCGUUCCUCAAACGCUUCUCGCAGAGAGAAGAAGCUCGACGACGCCGCGAUUCGCGAACAGGCCAUAGCCGCUGCUAUUCUCUUCAAACAGCAUCAACAACAACAACAACUUCAACAACGAUUCGAUCGCUCCACUUCCCUUCGUUACCCCAAUGGGGUCUCCAAAAGGAACAACGCCUUGCCUCGUAGUUCAAGUUCCAGGGCAAGGUCCCUUACUGACCCUCUUCUCCAACCUCAUCAGCUUGUUAACCAGGGUAUAAAGGUUGAUGAUCUAGAGAUAAAUCAUAUUGUCCUUGUUCAUGGAGGUGGCUUUGGGGCUUGGUGUUGGUACAAAUCUAUAGCACUUCUAGAAGAAAGUGGUUAUAAGGUAGCUGCCAUAGAUUUAACUGGUUCUGGAGUGAGUUCAUUCGAUACAAACAGCAUUACAAGUCUGUCACAAUAUGUGAAGCCACUUACUGACUUCCUUGAAAAACUUCCUGAAGGUGAAAAGGUGAUCUUGGUUGGUCAUGAUUUUGGUGGGGCAUGUAUAUCAUAUGCAAUGGAGUUGUUUCCUCGUAAGAUUUCCAAGGCUAUCUUUAUUGCAGCAGCAAUGCUGACUAGUGGACAAAGUACUCUUGAUAUCAUUUCUCAACAGGCAGGUUCAAAUGAUCUUAUGCAACAGGCUCAGGUUUUUAUAUAUGCUAAUGGGAAUGAUCGCCCUCCCACAUCUUUUGAUCUGGACAAGUCAUUGUUGAGGGAUUUGUUAUUCAACCAAAGUCCCACCAAAGAUGUGGCAUUAGCAUCUGUCUCGAUGCGGCCUGUACCAUUUGCACCAGUUUUAGAGAAACUUUCCCUUUCAGACAUGAAAUAUGGAUCUGUAAGGCGGUUUUAUAUAGAAACUCUUGAAGACAAUGCCAUACCCAUUUCACUCCAGGAGAACAUGAUAAAUGCAAGCCCCCCAGAAAAGGUUUUCCGUUUAAAGAGUGCUGAUCAUUCUCCUUUUUUCUCAAAGCCUCAAGCUUUGCAUAAGUUAUUGGUAGAAAUCUCAAAGAUCAUCUGAAAACAUUCUUUACUUAAAUUGUUUGUGAAGCCCCACCCAUGGUUAAGCUUCACUGACAUGAAAUAGGAAUGUGCAGUUGCCUUAUUAUGGAAGAGUAUUAUUGUGUGCAAGUUACAGGUUUCACUCUUUCUCCUCUUCUUUUUUGGAGUUAAAUUUGGAAAACUAGCUUGUAUAAUCUGUAACUUGUAACUGGUUUUGCUUGCAACAUAAAUUCCGUUUUAUAUUGCAAGUAUUACCAUAGUAAAAAGUGACAAUAUCUGCUGAUCAAUGUUGCAAGUUACCCUCCUACACAAUUAAAAAAAAAAUAAAGAACUUUUACCUUGCCACUGAUUAGUAAGUCCAACGGCAACACCACGUUACACCGUAGUAAGAAAGCAUGGGAAGGCAGAGGCAUCGCAAGGAUGAAAAUGUCCUGGGCAUCAAAUGUGUUUACAUGCUUUUGAUGUUCCCUUGAUACUGCAGGUUGCUUACAUUAUUAGAAUCCUGGAGACUUUUUAGAGAUUUUUUUUCCAGGUAGUUUUCCCCAUUAUUUUUGCAUGUCACUCUAAAUAUAACAAGUAUUUUAUACCUUCAGCAAUGAGUGAAUAAAUUUAUUGUGCUUUAAAUAUUGCAAGAUAGCUGAGAUGCCCUAGUGCUUUGUUUGAUCUCUUAAUGAUUUAUGGUGAUUGGAGAUGUUGAUAUCUCGCAUGGGAGUGGUUGGAUUGAUUAAUAUCAUUAACAUUGAGGCUGGAAAAGUCGAUAAUAUAAUUAAAAAAUGGUCGUUAAAUCCAGUUGAGAACUGCAUUUUAUAGAUAAUGAUUUUACUGACCAUUGUCUUAAAAGAACAAUGAUUAAAGAAUUAAAAGUGAAAUUUCGUUGCAAAGUGUAACAAAUACUAUUGAAUAUCGAUAUAGACAUGAACUGAAAUUUGGUACUCCAUUCUUUUAGCCUGUCGUUUAAGAGUAUACUUAGAAAUAAAAUAGUAAUUUAAUGCUACUUUGGAAUUUGAAAAAGACAAGUAAACAGAUAUUAACAUGAUAAUUAAAUUAAUAUUAACGACUUGCAAUAAGAAUAAAUAUGUAGUAAAUUUUUUUUUAAAAAUAUAGUAUAUUAUAAUAUUUAAUACAGUACUAAUAUUAAAUGUUAUAAUUUUUAAUAACAAUGAUUUAUUAAUAUUUAUUGUGUUUUCUACUCUUGAGCAUAAGUUAAAAAAAUGGAAGAAGUAGAGAUAGUAGAUAAUACCUUAGAGAAGUUCAACAGCAUCCUGGGAUUUAUAAACGACAAUAAUGACUAGUAACUUAUUUUUUAAUAUUAUAAUUGCAGCUUUCUUCUGUUUUUAUUUUCUUGGUCCAGGAGUGGGGUAGGGAUUGGGCGUUUCAGCCUUCAAUCCAUUAGUAACAGUAGUAAGAAACAAAUUAGAUGUUAGGGGGGCACUUGAUUUGGGCUUUAGCCUAGUUGUAACUACAAAAACUGUCCUUUUCCGUAAAAGGAAAGAAAUGAAGCAAGUGGAAAAGAAGAGACCUUCACCCCAAAAAAAAAGGAAAGAGACAAUGGGUAAUCCAAUGUCUUUUGGUAUAUAUGCGUAGGUGUAUGAAGUUUUUUCCAACUCAGAAAAACAUUGAUGUGUUCAUAAAAAUGAAUGAACAACAACUUAAAGAUUUGAAAAGGUAAGCUAUUCUUUCAUAAUAAAAUCUCAAACCGAGUAAAUAUAUUUAAUGUCCUUCUCUAACACUUU